This is a messenger RNA of Stegastes partitus (bicolor damselfish), 1969 nucleotides long. RefSeq names its product cholinergic receptor, nicotinic, delta (muscle) (gene chrnd). Bases 212 to 1777 code for a protein of 521 amino acids. The transcript is spliced from 12 exons. Gene Ontology annotation, biological process: monoatomic ion transmembrane transport. Gene Ontology annotation, molecular function: acetylcholine-gated monoatomic cation-selective channel activity; transmembrane signaling receptor activity. The record is from RefSeq and is a predicted model, not a curated record. NCBI's taxonomy places the organism in Eukaryota, Metazoa, Chordata, Actinopteri, Pomacentridae. Gene Ontology annotation, cellular component: postsynaptic membrane.
AGAGUCCAGAUCUCCAGUGUGAUGUUCUGACUGUAUGUGAGGCUCCUCCCGGCUCUUUGUGUUUCCCGUACAGACUGGAGGUGACGGCUGCUCGCUCCUGCCGUCUGCUUUCUAUUUUCUCCUCUCGGUGUUUCUGCAGCUGCCGCCUGUCGAUCAUUCGGGCUUCAGGCAGAAGGUCGGCGGGUAAAAGGACUCCGGGCUUCAGUCAGCCAUGGAGCUUCAGCGUGCAGCACUGGGCGCCUUGUUCCUGCUCGCUCUGCUGGCAUCUGAGUGCUGCUGCAGGAACGAGGAGGAGCGUCUGAUCAACUACCUGCUCAAGGAGAAGGGCUACAACAAGGAGCUGCGGCCGGUGGAGAGGCAGCAGGACGCCGUGGACGUCUACCUCGCCCUCACGCUCUCCAACCUCAUCUCUCUGAAAGAAGUCGACGAGACGCUGCUGACGAACGUGUGGAUUGAACACACAUGGACCGACUACAGGUUGUCGUGGAACUCGACGGAGUUCGACGGCAUCGAGAUGCUCCGGCUGCCGUCCAAUAUGGUGUGGCUGCCGGAGAUCGUGCUGGAGAACAAUAAUGACGCCCAGUUCCAGGUGGCCUACUACUGCAACGUACUGGUGGACGCGACUGGGCUCUGCUACUGGUUGCCUCCCGCCAUCUUCCGCUCCUCCUGCUCCAUCAACGUCAACUACUUCCCCUUCGACUGGCAGAACUGCACGCUCAAAUUCACCUCUCUGACCUACAACGCCAAAGAGAUCCGGAUGCUGCUGAAGGAAGAAGCGGACGAGACCAACAAGUGGACGGUGGAGUGGAUCAUCAUCGACCCCGCCAGCUUCACGGAGAACGGCGAGUGGGAGAUCAUCCACCGGCCGGCGAAGAGGAACACCUACAAACACAUUCCCAUGGAGAGCAACAAGCACCAGGACAUCACCUUCUACCUGGUCAUCAAACGCAAACCUCUGUUCUACAUCGUCAACAUCAUCAUCCCCUGCGUGCUCAUCUCCUUCUUGGCUUCGCUCGUCUACUACCUGCCCGCCGACAGUGGAGAGAAGAUGACUUUGUCCAUCUCAGUUCUGCUGGCUCAGUCUGUCUUCCUGCUGCUGAUCUCUCAAAGGCUGCCGGAGACCUCCAUGUCGGUUCCACUCAUUGUCAAGUACCUGAUGUUCAUCAUGGUGCUGGUGACGGUGGUUGUGUUGAACUGCGUGGUCGUCCUCAACCUGCACUUCAGGACGCCGAGCACGCACGUCAUGUCUGAGUGGACCAAGAAGUUCUUCCUGGAGCGCCUGCCUCGGAUCCUGCGGAUGUCCCGCCCCGCGGAGGCGGAGCCGUACUGGGACGGAGCGUUGCCGCGGCGGUCCAGCUCGGUGGGCUACAUCGCCACGGCGGAGGAAUACUACAGCGUCAAGUCCCGCAGCGAGCUGAUGUUCGAGAAGCAGUCGGUGAGACACGGGCUGACGACGAGGACAACACACGCCGCCGUGGUGAAGCCGCAGGAGGACGGAGGCGUGACGGAUCAGCUGUACGCCGAGAUCAAGCCGGCUGUGGACGGAGCGAACUACAUCAUCAAACACAUGCACAACAAGAACGACUACAACGAGGAGAAGGACAACUGGAGCGGUAUCGCCCGGACGGUGGACCGACUCUGCCUCUUCCUGGUGACUCCGGUGAUGACCUUCGGCACCAUCAUCAUCUUCCUGAUGGGAAUCUGCAACCAUCCUCCACAUCUGCCCUUCAAAGGAGACCCGCACGACUACGCAGAGGAAAACACCCGGCUGCUGUAGCACACAUUGCACUGCAGGUGUUUCUGUUGAGGUCACAUCCAGAGGUUUGCUUUGUUAUUCUUAUUUGAAGACCGUUCCAGGUUCAUGCAGUAGCCGUGUGUUUCUUCUCAACUUUAAUUUGAAGUGAAUAAUCCAGUACACUAUCCAUUUUGUUUUGUUUGCGUGGUUUGAAUAAACUUUUACUUUCCGACA